This is a messenger RNA of Lycium ferocissimum, 1196 nucleotides long. Its product is annotated as chaperone protein dnaJ C76, chloroplastic. The transcript has 10 exons. The record is from RefSeq and is a predicted model, not a curated record. Bases 222 to 1196 code for a protein of 324 amino acids. Gene Ontology annotation, molecular function: electron transfer activity; iron ion binding. NCBI's taxonomy places the organism in Eukaryota, Viridiplantae, Streptophyta, Magnoliopsida, Solanales, Solanaceae.
UGGAAAACAAAUGGUUCUCAACUUGCCAUCUCAUCAUUUUCCUUAAUUAUUUUUCUUCUUUCAAAAUUUUUCCCUCCUCAUAAACUUUAAUAUAUUCCUCAAUUUACACACAAAAAUAUCCCAAAUCCAUUAUUUCUUCAUCCUUUUUAUUGUUUAUCUUUGAUCCAUUAUUGAGUCAGUUCUUGAUUUUUUUUUUUUUUUUUUUUUUGGAAGCUGUAAAGAUGGCUCAAUUGUUGUCACCUGUUUGCACAGAUUCACUAAAAUUACAAAACCCAAUUCAGUGUUUCUCUUCAAGAAGUAAAGGGCAAUUUUUGGCUAAUAAUUAUAGUAAGUUGAACUAUAGUUCAAUGGGUUAUUCUGGAAGGAAGAAAGGAUUAGGGAGAAUUAAAGUUGCUUAUCAAGAUUCUGCAGCAUCUGAGGAAAUUGCUGAUGAUUAUUAUGCUGUUUUGGGUUUGCUUCCUGAUGCUACAUCUGCUCAAAUAAAGAAGGCAUACUAUAAUUGUAUGAAAUCUUGCCAUCCAGACUUGAGUGGUGAUGAUCCCGAGACCACAAAUUUUUGCAUGUUUAUCAAUGAGGUCUAUGAGAUUCUUAGUGAUCCUGUGCAAAGGAGAGUUUAUGAUGAGAUCCAUGGGUAUACUGCCACAGCAAUCAACCCUUUCCUGAGUGAUUCAUCGCCGAAAGAUCAUGUAUUUGUUGACGAGUUUAGCUGCAUAGGCUGCAAAAAUUGUGCUAAUGUUUGCCCUAAAGUGUUUGGCAUUGAGGAAGACUAUGGAAGAGCUAGAGUUUAUGAUCAAUGUGGACACCCUGAUUUUAUUCAACAAGCUAUAGAUAGCUGCCCAGUUGAUUGUAUACAUUGGACUUCCGCUGCACAGCUAUCAUUGCUCGAGGAUGAAAUGCGAAGAGUAGAAAGAGUAAAUGUCGCCUUCAUGCUUUCAGGAAUGGGCGGUGGAGCCGUUGAUGUUUUCAGAAUGGCGAGCACACGGUGGGAAAAACGACAAUCUAAAGUAUUGGAACAAGCUAAGAUCAGAAUGAUGAAGAAGAAAGAUUCUGAGAAAACUGAAUCAUACUGGGAUAACCUAUGGGGCAAUGCUAAAGACUACGAAAAUACAGAGGAGGAAGUGGAAGAAAGAUCAAAAAGAAACGCGCUUUCUCAAGAUGGAGAGAUUCCAGCUUACCGAGGACAUGACCUUAGAUAG